AAACAAAAACACUAGUUUUAUUCCCCUAAGUCAAAGCUUGGUGCGCGGCCAAACAUUCCAUUGCAUCCACGCGCAUUCUUUAACCAUUUUCUGUAAAAAUCAACAACUUUUAUCGUUUUGUGAAGCGUUUACUACACAGAAAGACCACCAGACGUAUCAAACUUGACGCGAAAUUCAUUGAAUUUGAAUACAGUGAAGAGGUCUGUGUUUUACGUUACGUUCUGUUGGCAAACUAGUAGGAUAUUUUAAAUAAAGCAAACAAGUGGUUUUUAAACCAACUGGAUUACAAAGGCUUAUGGUGACAGGUUGUGAUGAAAGAUGAUGUAUUUCAGCUAUCUGUCGUUAUCAAACUGAGAAAAAUAGGUUAAAGAAAUGAAUAGUUUAUUGUUCUUUGGCUUGUUGAGCAUAUUGUUGACAGGAUAUCCUGCAUCAGGACAGAGGACAUCUAAAACUCAAGGUUUUGUGUUACCAAUAUGUGAUACAACUUGCCCUGUGAACAAACGUUGUGUACAAGAUAACGCCACAGUCGUUUGGGAGUUAUUUUCAAGUAAUGAGUGUAAGAGCUACCAGGCUUGCUAUGGUUCAAACUCUGGCUAUCCAGAUGAUACCAACACAAAUAUAUUUGCUGGUCGAUUUUAUCCCAUUGUUACGGCUCUGGGAUCCAGCGUGUAUUUUGAAGCGAAAUACUCUGGUGGAUUAUUAAAACCGUUUACAGUGUACAAUGUCAACCAAGGGAAUUUUUUAGGCUGUAAAAAUGCAACACAAAGUGUUGGUACAUUACUAAACACUGUUAAAGUCCCCGACAAGUAUAUUUCCAGUCUUGGGUAUAAAUUCUUUAUUGCAAAGUCAAAAGCAACAUAUCAUCCUUGUAAUUUUGGCUUACGACUUCAUAUGAAUGUUAAGGAUGUGACUAAUUGCAGUGGUUCUCCAAGGGGAAAGCUGUGUUCAGGCAAAGGAAGUUGCAUCUCUGAGUCAUUCACUGGUGAUAUGCAUUGUGAAUGUUGUGCGGGUUACUCUGGACGUUUCUGUGAAGAGUUGGAUGCUUGCUAUACAGCUCCCUGCAAGCGUGGUAAUUGCUCGGACUUGAAAACUGGACAUAGCCCAGAUUUUAACUGUACAUGUGAUGUGGGCUUUACUGGACAAUUAUGUGAUAUUGAUAUCAAUGAAUGUAACCUACCAGAGAAUGACGGUGUUUGUCAACAUGGUGGAUUUUGUGAUGAUGGUAUCAACUCAUAUAUUUGCUAUUGUCUUGAGGGUUUCCACGGACAACACUGUGAAUUUAUAUCAAACAUGUGUGAACUGAUUAAACCAUGUAAGAAUAAUGGAAACUGCAGUAGAGUUGGUAUCCACAAGGAGUCCUAUGUCUGCCAUUGCGCUUCAGGAUUUUAUGGUCGUAACUGUACAUUGAAUAUGACUACGAGCAGCAUGAAGCCUCAGAUUUCUGAUAUUGCAAGGACUUCAUCAUUUGGUACGGCCACUACUAUCAUUUUAUCUGUUGGACAGAGCUUCAUCAGUUCCUCGCUCUUUGGUGUGACUGCAAGCAAUGGUUUUACAUCGAUGUUCUCAAGUACAGCCAGUUUUUCUGUAGCAUCCCAGUUUUACUCAAGUUUAGAAACUGGUCCAGUCACAGAGUCAACUACUAAGUGGAAGAGUUAUUUAUCAUCAACCAGUAUAUCACCAUCAACCAAUGCAUCACCAUCAACCAGUAUACCACCAUCAACCAGCGCAUUACCAUCAACCAGUAGACCACCAUCGACCAGCACAUCACCAUCAACCAGUAUACCACCAUCGACCAGUACAUCACCAUCAACCAGUAUAUCACCAUCAACCAGUACAUCACCAUCAACCAGUAUACCACCAUCAACCAGUAUACCACCAUCAACCAGUACAUCACCAUCAACUAAUAUACCACCAUCAUCAACCAGCACAUCACCAUCAACCAGUACAUCACCAUCAACCAGUACAUCACCAUCAACCAGUAUACCACCAUCGACUAGUACAUCACCAUCAACCAGUAUACCACCAUCAACCAGUACAUCACCAUCAACCAGUACAUCAACCAGUAUACCAUCAUCAACCAGUACAUCACCAUCAACCAGUACAUCACCAUCAACCAGUAUAUCACCAUCAACCAGUAUAUCACCAUCAACCAGUGUAUCACCAUCAACCAGCGCAUCACCAUCAACCAGUAUAUCACCAUCAACCAGUGCAUCACCAUCAACCAGUGCAUCACCAUCAACCAGUACGUCACUGCAGACUAGUACAUCACCAUCAAGUUACCUAGAUUCAUCGCUGAGCAGUCAGCAACCAUCUAUUUAUACAAUAGCUUCCCCAGUGAUUGAACCAAGUCUCACCAUAGCCACAAGCAUGGUUGAAUAUGGUACCUCUUUGAUGCAAUCUGCAAGCACACCAGCCCUACCCUCAAUUACCAAUCCAUCACCACAACUAUCAUCUUCCAGUGUAAUAUCACCAUCAAACACCAUAGUCACAGCACCCUCAUCAACUGUUGUACCAACAGAAAUACCACUUCAGAACAAGACUUGUGCAGAUAAUCCAUGUGGUGAGCAUGGGAUAUGUACCAACAGACAGAGUCCGUCAUCUGAUCUACCAUUUCACUGUGAUUGCCAGUAUCCAACAGUUGGACCUGUUUGUACCACAGAUCUGGAACUUCAUUUUCCAUACUUCAGUGGCAAAUCCUACAUCCAAUUCAAACCAAUUGCAUUUGGUUCAAGAGUCAACAAGUUUGUUAUCUCGUUCUAUUCCAACGCAGAUGGUGUUAUAUUGUUCUCUGCUCACAAAACAUACCAAGACUUUAUCAAACUUGAGGUGACUGGGGGACACCUGAGGUUUUCUGUUGAUGCUGGGGAUAAGGUUGUAUCUGUCACAAGUCGAGAAAACGUAACCAAUGGUAAUGCUACAGCAGCUAGUUUUGGAUAUGAUACGCGUACUGGAAGCGUGUUUCUGAGUGUGAAUAAUGGAGUUGAACAGCGAGCUAGAACGAGAGGGAAACUGAGAGAUGUUCAGUUAUAUCACCCUCUUUACCUUGGAGGAAUUGUUCCUGAAGUUUAUACCAAGAAUAAACGUGAUAUUGGUGUGAUUACACCCUUCGUUGGCUGCAUACGAGAGCUUGAGUUUAACGAAAGAGCCAUUGAACUUUCAGCUGCCGUAGACUGGCAGAAUAUUUCUGAGUGUGAUCUUCCCGCCUGCAAAGCAAAGCCUUGUAAGAAUUCGGGAAUUUGUGUUCAAGAUUUGGAGAAUGUAAACGAGUAUUCUUGCCAGUGUGAAUCUCCCUUCUCCGGGAAGAACUGUGGAGAGAAAUAUGCUUGUGAAGUGAAUGUUUGUAACGGUGGACAAUGUCUGAACUCAAGCAGUUCCGGAGUGAACUGUUUGUGCCCGUUUGGAAGAGCUGGUGUGUCCUGUAACAAAGAUAUUCAAGUGAACAUCCCUAUGUUCAGUGUUGUCAAAGAGAAGUCCUCUUAUCUGCGGUACCUCGCCCCCCGGGCAGCUGUGAGUCAACUUGAUAUCCGUAUGGAAAUAAAGUUCGCAAACGAUUCUCAAUCCAGGGGGGACGGACUGCUCUUUUACGUCGGUCUCCACGAUCAUCUGUCUGUCGGAAGUGAUGGUGAUUACCUCGCGCUGGGUGUGAUGAACAAUCGUAUGGUGUUACAGUUUAACCUUGGUUCUGGAUUUGCUAAUAUCACCAGCGAUCUUCUAAGCUCUGAGAACAAGUGGUUCACAAUCUUGGCUGGUAGGAAGGGGAGAGAGGGGUAUUUAUAUGUGGAUAAUGAUGUCAAUGAAGGACGCAGCCCUCCUCCCUUGGAGGGCUUGAAUGUCUUUGGCAAUCUUUACUUAGGAGGAGUCCCUGAGUUUUCAAUGCUCAAUAGCGAGGUGGUGUUCACAGAGGGAUUUAGAGGGUCAAUAAAAGAUCCAAAGGUACGAACAGGGAUAUCAAACUCAUGGUUAUCGCUGGUAAUGGAACAUUCAGCGAACACUACAGGUCUAGUUCCCGUUGAGGCUGGUUUAAACAUUCAAAAUCAGGAAGUCAACACAUGCGUAGUUGGAGCAUGUUUGAAUAACGGUACCUGUCAAUCACUUGGUGCUUCGUAUUUCUGUCGAUGUACGCCGGAAUGGUCCGGAAUGACGUGUAAUGAUUCAUCGGUACCUUGUCGGGAUUAUAACCCAUGUCACGGAGUGUCCACGUGCCGUAUGCUUGAUUCUGGAUUCAUGUGUGAUUGUCCUCCUGGCAAGGCGGGAAGAUUUUGUGAAAAUGCUAUCAAUAUAACCACGCCAUCGUUUAAAGAGUAUUCCUAUCUAAAGUUCUCAUUGGCAAAAAUCAAGAUUUUCUCUCAAACCUCUGUCAAUCUCGUGUUCUCGACGUCAGCAGCCAAUGGUAUACUGUUUUACGUUACUCGUGAUAUCACGUCAUUAUCCGGGGAUUUUCUCUCAAUCACUUUGCAUGAGAGACAUGUGUAUCUUAUUUACAACCUUGGCACAGGAAUUGCUAAAUGCAAAAGUUUAAAUACAAUAAGAAUUAACCAAAAUAAUGACAUUACUGUGACAAGAAAUGCAAAGACAGCCGACCUUGUGGUAAACGGCAAUCGUACGACAUGUAUAAGUCAAGGUGGGGCGACACAACUCAAUGUUGCUUCAGUGUUUUAUCUUGGAGGAGUGCCUGAUCUCUCGUUGGUACAACCCAGGGCAUACGAGAACUCUAAGGAUCUGAGGGACUUCACUGGAUGUGUGGAGACGUUAAGGGUGAAUGGUCAUUCUUUUGAUCUCACUCAACAAGCAGUGCUGGGAGGUCGUAAUGUUGUCAACUGUGAUACAAGUCUUCUUCGGGUAUAAUUCAACCAGAAUAAACGUUUAAACUUCAGACAGCUUUUAACUAUAUUGCUUACUAGGCAAGCCCGUGGAAAGCAUACAAACCGUGUCUAGCAUUUCUGUGUGUACACCAUUGUUCAACAUAUUGAAUGAAAAAAUACUAUAUACCGUAGGCAAUAGAAUAUAUUUAUAUAAUUCAUCAAAAGGGCAAUUAAAAAGGGAAAUAUAUUUAAUUUU
Molecule: messenger RNA, 5058 nt
Organism: Dendronephthya gigantea
Lineage: Eukaryota; Metazoa; Cnidaria; Anthozoa; Malacalcyonacea; Nephtheidae
Product: protein eyes shut homolog
Exons: 10
Coding region: 373-4845 (1490 amino acids)
Molecular function (GO): calcium ion binding
Source: RefSeq, a predicted model, not a curated record